AUGAAUGGGGCGAAGUUGGCGCCUAACAUUAUAAGCUACAGCGCCGGAAUCAGCGCUUGCGAGAAAGGAAGGCAGUGGCAGAUGGCGUUGUCGUUGUCCAGCCGUCUGCACGAGCAAGGGUUGGCCCAUAACGCAUUCAGCUACAGUUCUGCAAUCUCGGCUUGUAAGAGAAGUGGAAAAUGGGAAUGGGCAUUGCGGUUGUUCGGCGAGUUCUGGCAUCAGAAGCUCGAACCAGACACGUACAUCUAUUGCACUGGAAUCAGCACGUACGGGGAAGGGGUGCAAUGGCAGCAGGCGUUGUCUUUGUUUCGCGAUUUUACACAGACAUCGCUUGGCAUGGACGCCUCCUGCCUUACUGAGGCCAUCAGCGCCUGCGGGAAGUGCGGGCGAUGGCAGCAGGCCCUGUCGUUGCUGAGCGACGCUUGGGAGGCGAAGGUUGACCUGGACACUAUCCAUCUGUCCGCCGGGCUCAGCGCGUGUGGAGAAGGGGGUGAGUGGCAGCGUGCGCUCUCGUUGAUCGGCCAAUUCAGGGUGGCGGGACUGAAGCUGGACGUCGGUGGCUUCAACGCCUUGAUCGCCGCGUGUGCGGCGUGCGGACGGUGGCAGCAGGCGCUGUCCUUGUUCGACGAGAUGCGAUGCUCGAAGUUGAUGCCGGAUGCCUGGAGUUACUGUGCCGGAAUCGACGCGUGCGCGGAAGAUGGUCAAUGGCAGCAGGUUCUGUCGAUGUUUAGUGAGUUCGAGGUUUCGAAGUUGGAGCCGAGCAUCAUCGCGUUCAACGCUGGGAUCAGCGUGUGUGCGAAGGGAAGGCAGUGGCAGCAGGCGUUGUUGCUGCUCGGGCGGGCGAGGGAGGAGAGGUUGGAGCCGAAUGCGAUCGAUUCACUUACAACGCUGGAAUCAGUGCUUGCGUGGGAGACGGGCAGUGGCAGCAGGCAUUGA
Molecule: messenger RNA, 936 nt
Organism: Prorocentrum cordatum
Lineage: Eukaryota; Dinophyceae; Prorocentrales; Prorocentraceae
Source: the annotation of a GenBank genome assembly